AAGUAAGCACAUAUUCCAAUCACCAUGCUAGAGGAUUUGCACAUAUUAUAUUCUCCAUUACAGUAAUUUAAUUUUUCUCUAUAAGGAGUGCCUUGGUCUUCUAAUCCAUUGCCUAUUUGCCUUACACUCCUUAAGUUGAUUUUAAUAACAAUGGCUGUCUUGUUUAGAGCACGUCCAACUCGUCCUAGCACUCUCGAUUUUAUCAUCGUACUUGUGUCCAUAUUCGUAUUUUCUCUCUUCAACAUUUGCGAUGCCGGAAGAUUCCUAGAGAGAUUUAAAUUAAUGACAGGAUUGAAAUUUUCAUACUAUCAAAAUCCAGAGUCUGAUACAUUUGACCUACCAACACUUGAUGCAUAUGAUGAUUCAUGGUUAGCACCUUCACCCUUAGCUCCAACUCCCACAAAUUUAAUAUUCAACCCACCAGACAACUCCCCUAGUCCAAGCCCAUACGCAGCUCCUCCGAUGUCGGGACCGCCUGUUAGCGAGGCCAGCCCAACUCCCGGCGGUCCGGUCGUGCUGCACCCUGGGCCUUCUCAGCUCUCAUUACAGCCCGCUGGGCCUCCAAAACACGGUUGGGGCCAACCGGGCCAUGAAUACGCGGUUUGGUGUGUUGCUAGGCCCACAGUGCCUGAGACCAUGCUCCAAAGGGCCAUGGACUAUGCUUGUGGAAAUGGGGCUGAUUGUGGGUCAGUUCAGCCCAAUGGGCCUUGCUUUGUGCCCAACAAUUUGGUGGCCCAUGCUUCAUAUGCUUUUAAUAGUUAUUGGCAAAGGGUUAAGAUUGCUGGUGGCACUUGUGAUUUUGGUGGCACUGCUAUGCUAAUUACUGUUGAUCCAAGUUUUAAUGCAUGUCAUUUCAUAUAUAAUUGAUCGAUAGUUGAUGACAAGGUCCGAUACUUUCAUAUGUACUCAAGUAUUUUUAUUACAAAAGUAUUUUCCUAGCACUUGAAUUUAGUUUUUGUGUGACGAUAUAAAGUAUGUAAACGUAAUAUAAUUUACUGUUUUGUAACUUUACGGUCAUCCUUUUAGCGAGUGAUGGAAGUAUUUGUACAUGAGAAAUAAAAUAAUAGAUUUAACGAUACAAAUUAUAUGAGUCAAAUCAAAUAAAAUUAUA
This is a messenger RNA of Chenopodium quinoa (quinoa), 1111 nucleotides long. Its product is annotated as glucan endo-1,3-beta-glucosidase 12-like. NCBI's taxonomy places the organism in Eukaryota, Viridiplantae, Streptophyta, Magnoliopsida, Caryophyllales, Amaranthaceae. The record is from RefSeq and is a predicted model, not a curated record. The coding region runs from base 151 to 867 and encodes 238 amino acids. The transcript is spliced from 3 exons.